Molecule: messenger RNA, 4440 nt
Organism: Trichoderma harzianum CBS 226.95
Lineage: Eukaryota; Fungi; Ascomycota; Sordariomycetes; Hypocreales; Hypocreaceae
Exons: 4
Coding region: 1-4440 (1479 amino acids)
Biological process (GO): nucleoside metabolic process
Molecular function (GO): protein binding; catalytic activity
Source: RefSeq, a predicted model, not a curated record
AUGUUAAGCGAUAGGGGCAAGGCUUCGGCAACAGCUGCAGCGACCAGCCUUCGCUCAAGUUAUCACGACCUCAAGCUCAUCUUUAUAACCGGAAUCUGCGAUGGUGUUCCAGGCACAAAGGGGGAAGACGGAGAGCUUGCGCUAGGAGAUGUCGUCGUCAGUAAGAGCAUCGUGCAAUAUGACCUCGGCCGCCUCUACUCCGACAAACUUGCCAUCAAGACGGCCGCUGAAGACAGCCUUGGUAGGCCAUCUAGAGAUGUUCGAAAUUUCAUCGCCGCUAUGAGCACUAGGCCACACCGCAAGGCUCUGGAGAAGAGAGCGGCGGCUCAUCUAGCGCAGAUUCAGAAGGAAGCUGUCAAUAGAGUGAUUUACGAGUAUCCCGGCUCAGCCAACGACAUUCUUUUCGAGCCUACAUACUAUCACGAGUGCCAUCAUUUACCGAAAUGUGCAUGCAUGGAUGAUCCAUCUCAGGAGUUAUCAUGUGAAGAGACUGGCUGCGACUACAAUCGCCAGCUGCACCGGCAGCGCUUUGAAGAUACGAAACUGCCGCAAGUCAACCAAGGAUGGUUUGUGUUUUUCGGAAGAAUCGGGUCCGGAGACACAAUUUCCAUGUCAGGAAUAUAUCGUGACCAGAUCGCUCGAGAGCUAGACAUUAUAGCUCUCGAAACUGGAAGUGCCGGAGCUUGGGAUGAGCUGCCUUGUGUCAUUGUCAAAGGCGUCAGCGGCUACGGAGACGGUCAUAAGAAUAAUAGUUGGAAUAAUUGGCAAAACUUUGCCGCUGCAACGGCUGCAUCAACCACGAGAGCAUUGAUUGAGCGUUACCCUUCCACGGACAAAACACACAUUAUGCGGAAUCGCCAAGUAUACGAUGCUUGUCUCAAAGAUUUAUUCAUAACAGAUCCCGAGGCUGACAAAUUACGUAUUGAAAGCACGAAGGGUGGACUGUUUGAGAAGGCGUACAAUUGGAUCCUCACGAAUGAGAAUUAUCUUCAGUGGCAUGAUAAUGCUGAAUCCCGUCUACUGUGGAUUAAAGGCGACCCUGGAAAGGGAAAGACAAUGCUGUUAUGUGGCAUCAUUGAUGAAUUAAAGAAGGACAGGCCGACCAGAAAUGUCUGUCAGUUUUUAUGCCAGGCAACAGAUUCUCGUCUUGAUAAUGCGACAUCAAUCCUGCGUGGCUUAUUACACACAAUCAUCGGCCGACAACCUGUGCUCUUCUCACACAUGAGGGAGGGAUAUGAAAAGGCAGGUAAAAAGCUAUUCGAGGAUGCAAACUCCUGGUAUUCUCUAUCGCAAAUAUUCCUAAGCCUUGUCAACGACCCUAAUCUGCAAAGUCCAAUCAUCAUUAUCGAUGCACUUGAUGAAUGCAGGACAAAUCUAUCACAGCUUCUUGAUCUAAUAGCGAAAGACUUGUCCUCGUCCUCUUCGAAAGUAAAAUGGUUGUUAUCAAGUCGCAACGAGCAGGAUGUCAUAGACAGAUUGGAAACAGCUAAAAAUAGACGUGCCAUAAGCCUCGAACUCAACGCCAAUUCGGUAUCCAAGGCAAUCGAGGAUUACAUCAACCAUCAGGUGCAGGCACUCUCUGCGCUGAAAGAAUAUACGGGGGCUUCUCGUUCUGAUCCCCUGCCAAAGCCAUCUGAGUUUCCAGCAGAACUUGGCAGCUUAUAUGGGCGAAUGAUCACCAAAGUGUGUGACUUCAGAACAUCUGGCCAAGGAAGAAAGAUUCUUGCUAUUGCUACCGUCUCACGCCGACCUCUUACUAUAAAAGAAUUCAAUUCCCUUGUCGACACAUCUGAGGAUCAUAGACAGUCUCUGGAAUUGGUCUGGAGCGAUAUUUUGGGCUACUGUGGCUCAUUCCUGACUCUGAGGGAUGAGGCAUCAGCUCAGUUAUUCCCCGACGGUUUUGGGCUGGUUCAUACAAACAUCUUCAAGCACUGUAUAUCUGCAAUGCACAAGACUUUAAGGAGGAAUAUGUAUGACCUGAAAAAUCCCGGGUGUCUGGCAAAUCAAGUUACUUUGGAUCCAGUCAAAUCUAGCACGCUCACCUCCGUCGCGUAUUUCUAUGUCUAUUGGAUUCAUCACUUCGAGCAAUCGGUGACUGGACCUGGAUUGGACACUUCAGACAAUACUGAAAGACAUAAAGUGCUGUACACUUUCCUUAGUGAAAAAUACAUAUACUGGCUAGAGGCUCUUAGUCUUCUUAAGUCCGUAUUUACUGGCAUGGAGGAUCUACGGAGGCUCAAGAGUCUAGUUAUCGACGAACAAUUAUCAGGACUAAAAGACCUUGUCCAGGAUAACUACCGAUUCAUCCAGAUGUUUGGAAAGGUUAUAGCGGAUUUCCCUCUACAGGUAUACAUAUCUGGCUUACUAUUCAGCCCACCACAAAGUCUCACGCAUAGACUAUUCACAAAAGAGUCUCCAAAAUGCAUUCAACUUCUUCCCCCAAAAAAGGUGAACUGGGACCAAUACCUACAAAGAUUUGAUGGCCAUACGGACACAAUUACCAGCCUUGACACCUCUUGUUGCGGCACAUGGUUAGCAUCUUCAAGCCUGGAUGAGACAAUAAAGAUUUGGGAAGCUAAGACCGGAAGAUUGAUACGAAGCAUGAAAACUUACUCAUUUUCAUGCAUAAGCUUUUCUCCAUGGAAUAGCAACGAGAUAGCAUGUGGCGGUCUCCACAGGGACGAGAUUAUCAUUUGGGAUAUCGUCACAGGCAAGAUGUUGCAGCAAAUCAAUGCUGAAACAAAUUACAUUAAGUUGCUUUCACUGUUAUCCUCGGUACAAAAUGUACUAGGAUGCGUUUCACACACAAAGGAUGGCAAAUCAAUGGACAUCUCGUUUUACAACACAAAGACUGGGGAGAUGACCAAUCAGGCCAAAUUCCCUCUAACGCCAGAAAAGGUUCGUUAUCUUGUCGCGUUCUCUACUAAGGACAGCAGAAUAUUUGCAGUAGCGCAAAAAUGGUCUAAGAUCUUCAACACACAUGACGUCAAAUUAUACAGUUUGAACGCGAACAACGAACUUCAAAAGUUGCAUUGCCUCACAUGUCCAAAAACCUCAGCAAUGAGAUUUUCGCAGAGUGGACAUCUCAUAGUUGUACAUACAAUGUCUAUUAAGUCGACCUGUAUUUCAAUGUUUGACGUGGCAACAGGUGCGGCUCUAUGGAGAUCUCAAAUCGUCCUUUACGUUUCCCUUCCCUAUCUCGCCUUAUCAAGAGAUGGCCGACUUGCAUUAUGCGACAUCAGCAAGGUUGCCAUUCUGGAUGUCGCUACUGGAAAAAUGCUAUCGACGCAAAGGAUUGAGCUUGGCGAAUUAGUAUUCCCAUAUGAGCAAGACGGAAAGCAUAUAUAUGUUGCUAGUGAGAACGUUAUUAACGUUGUGGAACUCGGUUCACAAGAGCCAUCUCGGAAGAAUCCAAGCAGUGGUCAUAUCGAGCAACUAGCCACAUCAUACCAACGUGCCGUACUUUCACCAGAUGAGAGACAGCUGGCUACAUUCACAUGGCAGCCAAUGCCAAUGAUAGUUGUCUGCGAUACCUCAUUUCAGAAGAAGACUUGCAUCCGAAAACACAGCCUUGGAGCUUCUUGUGUUCUCAAAUUCUCUCCCGACUCAAGCAAGUUAGCCUGCUUGCUGCGCAGGAAUCUUCGAGUAUGGGACGUAUCAUCAGGAUCGAAGACGAAGACUCUCCUCUACCACAAACAUUAUUGUGAAAGCUAUGACUACACGAUACGCUUCUCCGAAGACGGCAUAUAUCUAGCUGUUGCCUAUACCAGUCGCGAGAGUUUAGGAGGGCAAAAGGUAAAGAUUCAGAUUUGGAACGUUGAUACAUCACAGCGUUUUAUCUACCUAGAAACUUUGAAGGAGAAAGAUGAGUCGCCGCGGGAAUCUUUUCUUGCCUUUUCUCCAAGCAGCAAGUUUCUAGCAAUUUCAUGGCAUAUUAAUAAAAGAGAUGUCAAAAGAGAUGUCACAAGAGUCGAAGUUUGGGACGUUACUUCUCGCAAAGGAGUGUUUUCCAAGAGCAUCUGCGGCGGCGACUUGAAAUCUUCUACCAGAAUCCCCUCUCCUCUCACCAGCCCCUCCGGUUCUUCUCAGUCCAAUUCUUGGAUCAACUUUAGAGGUGAAAAGCUCCUGUGGCUGCCUCCCGAGUACCGCCCUUUCCAAGACUCGUGGGAUAUUCAACAGAACUGCAUUCUCAUCAGAGAGCCUUAUGAAGCGCGCCUUUUUCCCUUGAAGUUCUGUUGCAGUGGCUGCAUUGGACGGGUUUUCACCCCGGGUUGGCAACCGGACGAAAGCACAUUGUGCUCCGCAGACGCCGAGGCGCCUGUAGCUAGGCCUGAGCUUAGUGAUAGCGAACUGGAGUUCCUUACAAUGGAUCCACCUGACGACAAGAUGAUGGUGUUUAGCAGUAAGAGCAUUGCAGAUAUAUGGAGAAUAGUUAAUUGA